AUGGACUCUCAAGGCGAAUCAUCCAGCGCGAACGCUGCGCCCGCGAACGACACCCAGGACCAAGAUGCGCCAGCUACAUUACCUACGAGCACUGUCCCCCAAUACACGAUCGCACCUUCGGUACCAAGAGUAAUAAGAAAGAAGGCAAAGGGCAAAAAAUCAAAGAAAGACGAUGACGAGCAGUUUAGGGGCUUACCAGGAUUUUCGGAGGACGAAGAAAGUAGUGACGAUGACCUAACGAAAGUGUUGCAAUCACUUGAAAGAUCUCAAAACCAAGAAAUUAGCCCUGGAUGUCUUCAAAAUCCGGGAAUUCCUAGGAGAUCUGCUCAACCACACUAUACUAAGCACGGCUGGGAUUGAGGAAGCUGUCACUCGUCUUUACACCUUGCUGGUCGAUCCCACGAGUACCAUGCAAGCGGCUGCAGCAUUGCAGAUUCAGAAAUUACUUGAUGAUACUGAACGAACGGGAACGGGAACGGGAACAGGAGGUGGUGAACCUCGCGAGAGUCCAGCUCCGGGAACGGAUGGUGGCGAACCUAGAUGGAGUCCAGCUCCAGAAACUCCGGUUAUAGAUCCAGCAGAAAUUCCGCUUCCACCUUCAGUUGCAAGUUCACCUGGUUCUGGUAAUUCUACCCUUCCUGCUUAUUCAAAUCUACUUGGGCCGACCCCAGGUCCAAGUCGUCCUCAAUACUCAGGCGAAUAAAAAUCCUUUGCACCUACCUCAAGGAGGCGGGAAUAUCAGAGCAAGGUGACUUUUUGUUCUACUAGUUGGGUGUAAACCCUAAAUUAAAUCUUGGUGGAAUCCAGAAAAGUAAAGGAGAGAGAGGUGGAAAAGAUAACUAAGAUCAUUAGACAAAUUAUAUGCUAACUCUCCGCUAGCAGAUUUAUGGGAAGGCAGUCGUUUCUUCGCCCCUAUUGGAAAAUUAAAGAAGAUGUUUCUUCUGCAUUUCAACAGAAGUAACGUUGCACCAGCUGCCCUUGUGAUUUUACUACUCAAUAACCUUCUAUUGUUCUUGCUUCUCCUGUUGGUCUACAGAGACAUUUCAUCAUUCUCGGGACAAAAAUCCGCCGCCGAUUCUGCGUGGGAUUCUGAGCUUUCACAUUGGAUCAGGGGUAUGGGUCCUCGCCCGAACGUGGUUAUCUCGAUGAAUCCAGAAUGGGGACCUAUGACGGCAGUACCCCAACCAACUGGAGCUGGGUUUUGA
Molecule: messenger RNA, 1205 nt
Organism: Hymenoscyphus albidus
Lineage: Eukaryota; Fungi; Ascomycota; Leotiomycetes; Helotiales; Helotiaceae
Source: the annotation of a GenBank genome assembly